This is a messenger RNA of Erinaceus europaeus (western European hedgehog), 1544 nucleotides long. It is a transcript of the gene DHRS13, whose product is annotated as dehydrogenase/reductase 13. Lineage: Eukaryota; Metazoa; Chordata; Mammalia; Eulipotyphla; Erinaceidae. The transcript is spliced from 5 exons. The record is from RefSeq and is a predicted model, not a curated record. Bases 177 to 1310 code for a protein of 377 amino acids.
AGGUGGCGCUCGCAGACCCCCGCGCGCACGCACGCACACACCCCAGCCGGGCCUCGCGCCCGCCUCCGCCUCCGCCUCCGCCUCCGCCUCCGCCUUCUUCCAGGCCUGUGCAAGGCUGGUCGGCAGCAAUCCAGUGCAGCGCAGGGCCUGGGCCGGAGCCCGGAGAAGUAGCCGGCAUGGAGGCGCUGCUGCUGGGCGCAGGGCUGCUGCUGGCCGCCUACGUGCUUGUCUACUACAAUCUGGUGAAGGCCCCUCGGUGCGGCGGCAUAGCCAGUUUGCGGGGCCGCACGGCAGUGGUCACCGGCGCCAACAGCGGCAUUGGGAAGAUGACGGCGCUGGAGCUGGCGCGCCGCGGGGCGCGCGUGGUGCUGGCCUGCCGGAGCCGGGAGCGCGGGGAAGCGGCCGCCUUCGAUCUCCGCCAGGAGAGUGGGAACAAUGAGAUCAUCUUCAUGGCCUUGGACUUGGCCAGUCUGGCCUCUGUGCGGGCCUUUGCCACUACCUUCCUGAGCUCUGAGCCGCGAUUGGACAUCCUCAUCCACAAUGCCGGGAUCAGUUCCUGUGGCCGGACCCGAGAGCCCUUUAACCUGCUGCUGCGAGUGAACCACAUCGGCCCCUUCCUGCUGACACACCUACUACUGCCCAGGCUGAAGACAUGCGCACCUAGCCGAGUGGUGGUGGUGUCCUCAGCUGCCCACCGGCGUGGGCGCCUUGACUUUACAUGCCUGGACCGCCCUGUGGUAGGCUGGCGACAGGAGCUUCGGGCCUAUGCUGACAGUAAGCUGGCCAAUGUAUUGUUUGCUCGGGAGCUCUCCACCCAGCUUGAGGGCACUGGAGUUACCUGCUAUGCAGCCCACCCAGGCCCUGUGAACUCGGAGCUGUUCCUGCGUCAUGUACCCAAGUGGCUUCGCCCACUGUUGUGCCCACUCGCUUGGCUGGUGCUGAGGGCACCAAGAGGAGGUGCUCAGACACCCUUGUACUGUGCUCUGCAGGAGGGCAUUGAGCCCCUUAGUGGGAGAUAUUUUGCAAACUGCCGUGUGGAGGAGGUGCUGCCUGCUGCCAGAGAUGACCGGGUAGCUCACCGGCUGUGGGAGGCCAGCAUAAAGCUGGCAGGCCUUGGGCCUGAAGAAGAUGUAGAACCUAAGGAAGACCUCCUACCUGAAGACCCAGGCACCCCAUCUUCUCUAAGCAGCACCCACUCUAAGAAGCCUACAGUUUUUGAAUCCCACGCCAACCUUCCUAAAUUACCAGACUUGUCUAAGGUCACACAUCGAAUCCCAGUUAAAACUGAACCUGAGCCCCAAACCUCCUAAUUGCUAUCCACCCCAAUCCCCAUCCCCAAGGCUGGGUUGCUUCUCCAAGGCUGGGUUGCUUCCCCUUGAAAUCGUAUUGGUGUAUGUCAAGCACAGAGGAGUUUGCAAUUUUCUGGGGCUUAAAGGUGUGUGUCCUGGACUGUUCUUUUCCAGAUAGAAGGAAACAAUAGAUGAUUGUUCCCUCCCAAGAAUGACAGUAAACACAGACUGCGAGAUUGCAGGUAAUAUGCCAGA